Molecule: messenger RNA, 1095 nt
Organism: Aspergillus alliaceus
Lineage: Eukaryota; Fungi; Ascomycota; Eurotiomycetes; Eurotiales; Aspergillaceae
Product: bZIP transcription factor
Exons: 5
Coding region: 1-1095 (364 amino acids)
Biological process (GO): regulation of DNA-templated transcription
Molecular function (GO): DNA-binding transcription factor activity
Source: RefSeq, a predicted model, not a curated record
AUGGUCGAUCGGAGAGCUGAGACGUGGCUCAAAGCUAUUCGGAUGGCAUACGUAAGUGAGGUUGGGGUUGACUCCAUGGAACCCGAAACUAAACGAAGAGCCCGUCGGCAGCAGAAGGCGAUUUCUCAAAAGUCUGAGAAGCGUCGACACCAGCUUCGACUGGCACAACGAGCUUACCGUGACCGCAAAGAGCAGACCAUUUUGGCUCUCCAAGCCCGAACUAAGGAACUGGAAGAAGGGAUCGACAAGCUCAGCCAAAAGUUUAUCACCUUCAGUGGUAUGCUCUUGGAGACAGAUCUCAAACAUGACCCUGAUGUAAUGUCAAACCUACAUCAUGUUAAUCAAGUGUUCGUCUCCCUGGCAAAGGUCCGAAGUGAUGGGAAAUCCCCGCCAGAGAUGGAUCUGGCUGGUGAGGAAAGUCCAUCGACAGAAAUGGAAAAACCAGCUUCGACACCCGUUUCUACCAACCCCGCUUCCCCGGCAGCCCAGGGGCAAUCAUCGAUUCAGGAUGAUAUAACUGCACCUCCUACAUUGAUAACGAACCUAAUAAACAUCUCCUCUAUGCCAAUACUCACCUUCGCCCAACAUCUAGUCCGCAAAUGUACCCAGAACGCAUAUCUACUUCUGACCAGAAUGCCCAACCACGUCACUAAGCUCAAUGAAGUCUUUGGGUAUCAGCUGACAUCCGACGACAAGACCCUUCUGAUAUGCCUAUUUCAGAACGCCCUUCAAGAUGUAAACACUAUCGAGCUUCGAACCCACGCGCUCAGCACCCUACGAAAUGUGAACAGCCCCAUCCGUCGAGAAGACCAAUCCAAGCUCCCCUGCAUGUCUAACCCAGGGGAUUGGCUCGACGCUCACGGUGUAUUGGGCUUUCUCAACAUGAAAGGAGUUCCAAUCCAGGGAGAUAUUCCCGUAUAUCCUGUUCCGGAUUUGCAUUACAGUAUGCCAGACUCGUCAAGGUUUAAUCUUAUCAAGUUUAUUGAAGUAGUUGCGAAAACGUGUCGUUGUAUUGGCGCUGGGCCUGCUUUUCAACGGCACAAUGUCGAGACUGCGUUUCGACUUGCAACGCUUGGUGGUGGUCUUUGUAAAUGA